GACCAAAAGGAAAACCAGGAGAAAGAGCAAACAAUACCUACCCCCCGGCAGAGGUGAGAGAGCCAGACAGGCGGCAAGAGCAAUGCAAUUCUCCAGCUCAGCCAGGGCAGCAGAUGAGAACUUUGACUAUUUGUUCAAGAUCAUCCUCAUCGGGGAUUCCAAUGUAGGGAAGACGUGUGUGGUGCAGCAUUUCACGUCCGGGGUCUACACAGAGGCGCAGCAGAACACCAUUGGGGUGGACUUCACUGUGCGUGCCCUGGAGAUCAACGGCAAGAAAGUGAAGAUGCAGGUGUGGGACACUGCAGGCCAGGAGCGCUUCCGGACCAUCACCCAAAGCUACUACCGCAGUGCCCACGCGGCCAUCAUUGCCUACGACCUCACCCGGCGGUCCACGUUCGAGUCUGUUCCUCACUGGAUUCACGAGAUAGAGAAAUACGGGGCGGCAAACUUGGUCAUCAUGCUGAUUGGGAACAAAUGUGACAUGUGGGAAAAACGGCACGUUCUGUUUGAGGAUGCCUGCACCCUGGCUGAGAAAUACGGCCUCCUGGCUGUCUUGGAGACAUCUGCCAAGGAGUCCAAGAACAUCGACGAGGUCUUCGUGCUGAUGGGGGAGUUGAUGGCCCGCCACAGCCUGCCCUUGUAUGGGGAGGGCACCCUGGGCAGCCUCCCCCUGGAGUCCAGUCCUGUCCUCACGGCCCCGGGGCCGAGGGAGAAGAGCCAGUGCACGUGUUGA
This is a messenger RNA of Balaenoptera acutorostrata (minke whale), 733 nucleotides long. It is a transcript of the gene RAB19, whose product is annotated as RAB19, member RAS oncogene family. Lineage: Eukaryota; Metazoa; Chordata; Mammalia; Artiodactyla; Balaenopteridae. The record is from RefSeq and is a predicted model, not a curated record. Gene Ontology annotation, cellular component: trans-Golgi network. Gene Ontology annotation, molecular function: GTPase activity; GTP binding.